UUCUUCCUCGCGUGUCAGACCGCGGCAGCGCAAGUGCGGCUCCUCGGGUUGAGAAAGACUCGGAGGGAGUCUCGGUGGGAGGAGGCCCCGGCGCCGGGCCCGGUGUGAAGGCUGAGGAGAGGGGGAGGCAGCCGUAGCGGGCGCUUCGUCGGGUCACUUGUGAGCGAGGCGCGGCAGCAGCCACAGCAGCAAGAUGAGCAUCGAAAUCCCGCCGGGUCUGACGGAGCUGCUGCAGGGCUACACGGUGGAGGUGCUGCGGCACCGGCCGCCCGAUCUCCUGGACUUCGCUGCUGAGUACUUCAGCCGCCUGAGGGACACCCGAGACGAGCAGCUGCGAGAGGGGGCGGCCGCCAGGGGCAAAGGGGUCAACUUCGAUGGGGAGCCUAUGCAGACCGAGUCCAACGGAGAGGAGGAGCGGAGGGAAGCCGCCGCCGCCGCCGCCUCCGCCGCCGCCGAGGACUCGGAUUCCGAUUUCGAGCCUCCUGUUAUCAGCAGAUUCAACAGAAGAGUAUCAGUCUGUGCAGAAGCAUUCAACCCAGAUGAUGAAGAGGAAGAUACAGAACCAAGGGUAGUGCAUCCCAAAACAGAUGAGCAGAGAUGCAGGUUACAAGAAGCAUGUAAAGAUAUCCUCAUCUUUAAAAACCUAGAUCAGGAGCAGUUGUCACAGGUUCUUGAUGCCAUGUUUGAAAGAAGAGUGCAACCUCAGGAACAUGUAAUUGACCAGGGAGAUGAUGGAGACAACUUUUAUGUCAUUGAGCGGGGAUUGUAUGAUAUUUUUGUAGCACGAGAUGGCCAAACUCGUUGUGUUGGCCGCUAUGAUAAUCAUGGCAGUUUUGGGGAACUGGCCUUGAUGUACAACACUCCUAGAGCUGCGACUAUUGUUGCUACAACAGAUGGAUCUCUUUGGGGAUUGGAUCGAGUGACAUUCAGAAGAAUUAUACUAAAAAACAAUGCAAAGAAGAGGAAGAUGUAUGAAUUAUUUAUUGAGUCAGUGCCCCUUCUCAAGUCACUGGAGCCUUCAGAGCGAAUGAAAAUUGUUGAUGUAAUAGGGGAGAAGACAUAUCGAGAUGGGGAGCGUAUCAUUUGUCAGGGUGAUAAGGCAGACAGCUUUUACAUUGUAGAGUCUGGUGAAGUAAAAAUCUUGAUUAAAAGCAAGACUGUCACGGGCAAGGAUGCAAACCAGGAGGUGGAGAUUGCUCGGUGUCAAAAAGGACAGUAUUUUGGAGAACUUGCACUUGUUACUAACAAACCUAGAGCAGCCUCUGCCUAUGCAGUUGGGGAGGUCAAAUGUUUAGUUAUGGAUGUGCAAGCAUUUGAGCGGUUACUUGGGCCCUGCAUGGACAUUAUGAAGAGGAAUAUAACACAUUAUGAGGAGCAGCUGGUGGCAUUGUUUGGUUCAAGCUUGGACCUGACAAAUCCAGGCAAUUAGGCACAGGAAUACCUUGGUGCCUUCUCAGUUCAAGACACAGAAAAGUCUCCUAUUAGCAACAACGCAGCACCACACAAAUGAAAAAAAGGACACGACGGGACAGUGGCUGUUGGUGUCUUCUUGGGCAUUUUUUAGAAACCCACAUAGGUCUCAGCACAGCUGGAUGGGUCAAGGUUUGCUCCAGGCCUCCACUUUGCUGCUGAAAUUUCAUUAUUAGACCUAGCUGAGUCUCUUAAUUCUCCUUUUCACAUUGUUUGGUUCAGAAUGGCAUGUCUCUCCAACAAUUCAAGUGCCUGAUAUGAAAGAUGUGGAGCCCUCUAUUUGUUGUUCUCGUUUCAAAAAGAAAGAAGGAAAGAAAGAACUUUGUGAUCCAAGAUCUGGGAUAGCAGGUGGCUCUUCCUUCACUCAGGGACAGCCACCUCCUUAGCAGCAGCAUCUUUUUGACACUGUUUUCUCGAGAGUAUCAAAAUCUGCUUUUAAUAAUGAUUAUGUACUUGGAUUUGAAGUAGUUGGUAAUGUUAAAGGGGCUGGGAAGAUUUCAGUGCUAGUGAGUCGGCUAAUUCUGAGUUCUUCCUGUCAUCUGCUGGAUAUGGCUGGUACUGCAGCUUUUAUAGCCUGCGUGUUCAUGAGGAACCUACCUGGCCAAUAAUGAGUGGUGAAGCUGCAUGCUGAAUUGUGAGCGGUAUCAGUAACAGAAAGCAUACUUUUUUAAAAUAUAGGUAGGUAUUUAAGGCAACAGUGAAUCAGAAUAAUAGACCGUAGAAUCCCAUGGCCAGAUGUAUUGCAGGCAUAUUCUCUUUGGAAGCUUUGUUGUCUGUUUCUUAAAGUGGACUGAUUUGUGGUCUGUUGGGAGACAGUGAAACAUAACCCAAAUUCCUGUUCAUGGGAUUCUUUAUACUUUUAGAUUUCGCAUGGCAGUGCCCUUGACAGAAUCAGUUUUAAUGCUCUUUUUUUUUAAAGGAGGGUUGGGGUUUUUUUGUAACUUAAAAAGUAUUUAUGUACUAAAGAGGACUCCUUUCAAUGAUAAUACUUUACAACAUUCUUUAACAUAAUUAGGUAAACACUUUCCAAUUACCAAGUCUGUUUGCUAAAUCUUUUUUUAAAAAAAUAACAUUUUACUUCAAAAGUGAAUGUUUUUUUAAAAAAACAAAAAACUAAAAUGAAAAAAUCUCAUUUACUCUCUGAACUCCAGCUGGAGAAAUCUCUUUGAGAGAUUCAGACAAUUACAUUUUUUAAAAAAAAUGUCUGCUAAGCCAGCAGCAUUUCAAAAUAAGUGUCUGUUCCUCUAGCACUAUUUACCAAAAUUAACAUCUGGAUUAAAUUUUAUCCAAGUAUUAUCUCUAGAAGAAUUAGACUUUAAAAUUGGUCUUUUUAUAGCUUUAGAAAGAACAUUCUUAAAGGAAAAACUACUGAACCCAUAAGUAGUAAUGUCAGUUGCUGUUGCAUUAUCCAUGUUUCUCGGUGUGAUGUAAUCAUGUCUAUUUGGGGAUAGAUUUUCACUAAUUGUAGAUUUCCACCUGAUAGAAUAAUUGAAUUCAUUGUGGCUCUGCCAUUUACAACUGAAACAAGCCCAGCAAUCUUAAUUCAUUCUUUCUGACAAAGGUCUAAUUCACGGGUCUUAGCAAGUAGCCAUUUUCCAACUUGCUACAAUUUCUGUCCCUUUAUUAGUAAUUUAAGAUUUGCUUUUAACUAUGUUUCUGUAUCAGGGAAUGACAUUGUUCUAGCUUACAGGCAAAAGGACUUUACUGUUUUGUUAUGAAUGUCACUGGAAAAGGUCAAGCCGUUGGUGAGCAUAUCCCCUCUUGUUCCAGCAUUCAGCCCUGUGUUCUUUGCUUAUAGGAGACAGGUUUGCUAUGUCAGAAAAGCCCAGAGGAGGGUAUGUUUCAUUCAUCUUACGAUUUUACACCAAAGAUAUUGUUUUUAAUUGUACAAUUCUCAGUUUGUAUAAACCUCUAGGCCAUGGAUCUAAUUAAGGAGGAGUUAGGUGGAAAAAGGUCACUAUGCAGCUUUCGUUGGUUGUUCAGUGCUUCAUCCAAGCCAUUCAGUUCUUUUGAGACUUGGUCACAGUUCUAGUUGAGCCAAACAAGCCACGGUUUCCAGUCAGCCUGGGAGUGCCCCUCCCUCAUUUGUACAUGCUUUGCUGAGCACUUGUCCAUUGGAACAUGGGAGGAGUUUCUGUGCUUGUUCAUUCGAUACAGUUGCUUUAUAGUACACACUAUGGCAUCUUCAUCACCUGACAGUUGCUGGGGUUUGGUUUGCUGAUGUCAUGGAGAGAAUUCUGCAUUGAAAAGAAGGGAAGGGAUGUGUUGGAAGCCCGGUGCAGAACUGAAAAAGGGCAUGUGUUGAACAGGUGGAGUUAUAUGAGUUGGUACCGAUCAACAAACUUCCUACUGAAAAUAACUUUCUGUACUUAUCUGAAGCAGGCAGUUCAAGGGCUGAUGUUGCACAAUGCCAAAUUGGGCUUACCUUUCUACAUGUGCAGAAUCUUCUUACCUGUGCAUAUUUGUGAAUGGCCAACUGGUCCUAUGAAUCACUUUAUCAUGAGCACAAUUCACUGCUGUUCCUGUGAUCUCUUAUGUGAGAAUUCUACAUGUACAUUCAACCAAGACAGAUUUUUUUUUUGUCAACUGGAUUUAAAUAUGAGUUCAAAUCUGUAGUCCUGUGGGUUGCUCCUCACACUGAAGAGAUCAUGAGCCAUUUGGGGUUUGUCAGAGUGAAAAUCAUUUGGAAAUCGUGAUAUUAAAUUAUUUGUUGUGCUAUAUUUAGAGUGGCAGCUAGUUAGAGCAAUCAUGUAGACAUCUACUAUUUCUCCCCAGUCCAACUGGAGUCUAGCAACAUUGAUGAAGAGAGGUCCAUCUCUAUUUUUAGAUUCCUGCUUUUACCUUGGCUUCACUUAUCCCAUAUGACUUACCUGAACAUCUGUCAAGAGUUAUGCUUCCACUUCUGGCUUUGCUCUUUGUUAAGGGGAAACGAGAUCCAUUAGUAUGUAUAAAUUCAUUGGUGAUGUUUAGCUUUAAUAAGAUAACUGAGCAGCAAAAUGACUAAGAAGAGCGGUAUCUCCUGAGAUUGUCUUUUUUAACUUUAUGCUUGCUAUUUUUAAGGCUGCUGGGAGAAACUUACACUGUCCUGGUAUUACGAUAUUUCUGUUAACAUCACAGCACAUGUUUUCACACAAUGUAUUAAACAAAUUCCUUUCUAUAAAACAAAUAUCAGCAAGAGUGUAGUUCUGCAGAAGGAAACAGCGAUGCCCUUUUGUCAUUUUUUUCUUUACAGUUGUUCUUGACAUGUAUAUGUAAACUAGUCUUGCCAAAAAUACAUUUUUCUGAGUAUUUUCUCCCACUGCAGUUAGCUUUUUUGUGAGUACUGCUAGUGAGGUGAGUGUGCUCCAUUUCUUUCAGCCACAUGUUUCAUUUAAAGAAGACUUAUCUGUGGUUUCUCCCUGUACAGGCGAUAGGGCUGUGUUGGACCUGGUCAUCCAGGAAAAAGGAAAUGGUCCCUGAUCUCUUAGGAAUAUGACACAAAUUUGCUGAGGCUAGCUAAAGUCUAAACCAUGUACUAUGAAUGCUUUCCUCCAGUCACAAAGGUAAAUUUAAUUUUGCAUAAAGAUGCUACCUCAAAGCUCCAAGUGCUUUAAAUGUGUCUUGCCUGUGAGAAUUCCACAAAUUGGUUCUGAUAUGUAUUUCUGUUGCAUUAAGUAUGAGGGAUGUUCUCUUUUUAUCUGCUGGGGAGUGGCUUAAAUUAAUCUGUUUUUGCAGCUAGCAUUCAAUUAUUUCCCCCCAACAAGCGUGGGCAGAUUUGCAGAGGGCUCAGUUGUUGCACAAUGGCAGCACCCAAGAUGGGGAGAGAACAUCUGCCAUCUACGACGCUGGUCUCAGUAUGAUCCGGGGCUUGACUUCCCCCUCCAACUAAUAAAAGCUGACGUGCCAUGUCCAGCCUUCCUGA
Messenger RNA from Varanus komodoensis (Komodo dragon), 5371 nucleotides. It is a transcript of the gene PRKAR2A, whose product is annotated as protein kinase cAMP-dependent type II regulatory subunit alpha. Gene Ontology annotation, biological process: regulation of protein phosphorylation. The transcript is spliced from 11 exons. Lineage: Eukaryota; Metazoa; Chordata; Lepidosauria; Squamata; Varanidae. Gene Ontology annotation, molecular function: cAMP-dependent protein kinase regulator activity. The record is from RefSeq and is a predicted model, not a curated record. The coding region runs from base 194 to 1429 and encodes 411 amino acids. Gene Ontology annotation, cellular component: cAMP-dependent protein kinase complex.